UUUCUUUCGGUGCAGAGGUCCAAUGGGUGUUUUCUCUGCUUUGAAUCAUUGAUGCAAGUUGGGGAACUAUGCUUGUUUUCUUCGCAUCCUUGUACCCCGCAUCUACGCGUUUUACUUUCAUCGAAGCACUAAAAAAUUAUGGUCUUUUUCUUUUGUUCCACCUGAAUAGUCCAUUCCCACCCACUGUCAUAGAUUGUUUUGGUUUUACUCUUACCCUCCAGUUCUCUGUUCUCACAAAGACACAAUUAGCAUUCGUUCAAUUCUCUCUAAUUCAAGAAAUGGCGGAAGGAGCUCUGUCCGGCGUUGCUAAAGGAAUCGUUGGGAAAGCGGGCGACCUAGUAGCCCAAGAGAUUGCGCUCAUCUGGGGUGUCAAAGACGAGAUCAACAAACUCAAGGACACAGUUUCCACAAUCAGUGCUGUGCUUUUGGAUGCAGAGGCGAAGAAACACAACAAUGAAGUCAAACUGUGGCUGCAAAGGCUGAAGGACCCCAUGUUUGAUGCGGAUGACUUGCUGGAUGAAAUCUCCGCUGAGGCCUUGCGACGGGAAGUGAUGACCCGGGACAAGAAGGCCAAAGAGGUACGCAUCUUCUUUUCCAAAUCUAAUCAGCUUGCAUAUGGUCUUAGAAUGGGUCAUAAGGUUAAGGCCAUGAGGGAGAGGUUUGAUGCGCUUGCAGCUGAUAGGAAGUUCCAUUUAGAUGAGCGUUCUGAGGAGGAACAAGGCAGGCAUAAGGCGAGAGAGCAGACUGAUUCUCUUGUACGUGCUGAAGAUGUUAUUGGGAGGGAGGAUGAUAAGAAGGCCAUUAUUGAAUCUCUGUUGAAUCCCAAUGUUAAGGAGAAUGUUUCUGUCCUUCCGAUAGUUGGUAUUGGAGGACUAGGAAAGACGACAGUUGCUCAACUUGUCUUCAAUGAUGAAGAAAUCGAGAAACAUUUUGAGCUAAAAUUGUGGGUGUGUGUCUCUGACGAUUUUGAUGUGAAGAUAAUUGUUAAGAAAAUCUUAGAGUGUGUAAAACAUAAGAAACCAGAAGACCUUGAAAUGAACUUGUUAGCCAAUGAUCUCGGAAAAGAAAUUAAUGAAAAGAGAUAUAUGCUUGUGUUGGACGAUGUGUGGAAUGAGGAUCGUGAAAAAUGGAGUAAAUUGAAAAAAAUUUUAAUGGGUGGUGCAAAAGGUAGUAGAAUCUUAAUGACUACACGUAGUGAAAUCGUGGCAAAGAUUUCAGAGUCUAUUCAACCACACGUGCUAAAGGGUUUAGAAGAACAAUAUGCCUGGUCUUUAUUUAAGAAGAUGGCAUUUGAAGAGGGGGAAGAAGAGAUGAAUGCAAGCCUUUUAGAAAUUGGGAAGGAAAUUUUAAAAAAGUGUGCAGGAGUUCCGCUUGCAAUAAGAACAAUAGGAGGAUUGUUGUAUUUUAAAAAAACCGAAAUGGAGUGGUUAUCAUUCAGUAUUAAUGAACUUUCAAAAAUACGCCAGAAUGAAAGUGACAUUUUACCAACGUUAAAGUUGAGUUACGAUCAUCUCCCGACACACUUGAAGCAAUGCUUUGCUUAUUGUAGUCUAUUUCCAAAAGAUUGUGAGAUUAACCGGUCAAGUUUGAUUAAUAUGUGGAUGGCGCAAGGGUUCAUCACGUAUGAUAAAAAGCAAUGCCCAGAAGAUGUUGGUCAUGAGUAUUUUAUGGAUUUGCUUUGGAGAUCAUUCUUUCAAAAAGCUAGAGAAGAUGAAUUUGGCAAUAUUUCAGAAUUCAAAAUACAUGAUCUUAUGCAUGAUAUAGCAAUACAAGUAAUGGAAUCAGAGGGCACUAUCAUUUAUCCAAAAGAAAAAGACAUUGAUGAGAAAACUCGUCAUGUGUCAUUUGGGGAUACGUUGCACUCAUCAUUGGAGAUUCCGAUCUCAUUAUAUAAAUCAAGAAGGAUAAGAACAUUUCUUUUGCCAUGUCAACGAGGGUAUGUUACUUCAAAUUUGGAUAGUUCAACUUUUAGUGCAAUUGUGGCUAGUUUUAAGUUCAUACGCUUGUUGGAUUUGCAUAACAUGGGGAUUAAAAUAAUUCCAAGUUCUAUCAAAAAGUUGAAGCAUCUAAGAUAUCUUGAUCUUUCUAAGAAUGAAGACAUUGAGAUGCUUCCUAAUUCUAUUGUCAAGUUGUACAAUUUGCAAACACUUAAACUUUCUGAGUGUGAAAAACUUAAAGAAUUGCCAAGAGAUAUUAACAAAUUAGUCAACCUUAGGUUUCUUGAGAUUGAUGGGUGUUCGGGUUUGACUCAUAUGCCAAAUGGACUGGGCCAAUUGACUAAUCUACAAACAUUGUCAAGAUUUGUGAUGAGUGAGGGUAGGAUCGAUUCAGUACCUAGGAGUUACGGUGGAUUGAAGGAACUUGGCAGGCUAAAUGAGCUAAGAGGAAAUCUCUCAAUUGAAAAUCUCAAUCAAGUAAAAGAUGUUGUAUUAGAGUAUAAGGAUGCAAAUUUAAAAGAGAAACAACGUCUUCAUAGGUUGGACUUAAAUUGGGUAGAAGAAGACACUGAUGAGACGGGUGUUGUUUGUGACAUGUCAGCAGUGGAAGCCUUGCAACCGCAUAUAAAUCUCAAAGCAUUGAGAUUAAAUAGGUACGGGGGAGUGAUAUUUCCACAUUGGCUUGUGACGCUCACAAAUCUUGUCCAAUUUGAAUUAUGUUCUUGUAAUAAAUGCAAAUAUCUUCCACCGUUGGACCAAUUGCCUUCUCUCAAAAUUAUCCAUUUGGAGAGAUUGGAUUCUUUAGAGUACAUAUCAAAUUCAGAGAGAGAUUACAGUGAUUCUUUAUUCUACCCAUCUUUGGAGACACUCUAUAUUUGGGAAUGCCCUAAUUUAAAGGGAUGGUGGCAGGGAAGGAGGGAUUCUUUUCCUUCAUUUCCUCGUCUUUCUGAUUUAGAAAUUGAGGAUUGCCCUCAGCUGACUUUCUUUCCUUCGUUUCUAUAUCUUGAAGUUGAAAGAUUGAGCCUAAAUGAUUGUAGAUUGGAGUAUAAGGAUGCAAAUUUGAAAGAGAAACAACGUCUUGAUGGGUUGGCCUUAAAUUGGGUAGAAGAAGACAUUAAUGAGACGAAUGUUGACUACAAUGGCAGGCCAAAGGAUAUAAAUCUCAAAGCAUUGAGUUUAAAGCGAUACAGGGGAGUGAUAUUUCCACAUUGGCUUAUGUCCCUCAGAAAUCUUGUCAAAUUGAAAUUAGAUUCAUGUAAAAAAUGCCAAUAUCUUCCACCGUUGGACCAAUUUCCUUCUCUCAAAAUUAUCCAUUUGCUCGGUUUGAAUUCUUUAGAGCACAUAUCAGAUUCAGAGAGAGAUAACAGUGAUUCUUUAUUCUACCCAUCUUUGGAGUUACUCCAAAUUGAGGAAUGCCCUAAUUUAAAGGGAUGGUGGCGGGGAAGGAGGGAUUCUCUUCCUUCAUUUCCUCGUCUUUCCCACUUAUCCAUUUGGAAUUGCCCUAAUCAGCUGACUUCCUUUCCUUUGUUUCCAUAUCUCGAAAGAUUGGGGCUAAGUAAGUGUAGCUUGAACUUGAAGCAGUCAUUGGAGAGGAUGAUGAUAAACAACAAGACUUCUUCAGGGAAUCUACCAUCUUCUUCUUCUCCUUCUACAAUUGUUGCCCCUCUCUCCAAAUUAAGUUUCAUGUGUAUAGAAGAAGCUUUGCCAGAGGAGUGCCUACGAAAUCUCAUUUCUCUCCGUACUCUAUAUCUAAUCAAAUGUCCUCUUCCUCAAGGUAUGCGAUAUCUUACUGCACUUCAACGUCUGGAAGUUAUGGACUCUGAGGUGGUUGAUUUAUCCAAUAAUUGGGAUGAGAUGGAAUGGCAAGGACUUACGACCCUUCUCUCUUUGAAAUUCUAUGAACUUCCGAAGUUGGUCUCUCUCCCAGUGGGACUUCAAUAUGUCAGCUCUCUACAAAAACUCAAUAUUGUGGAGUGUCCUAGUUUGAUAGCUAUACCGGAGUGGAUCUGCAAACUUAUAUCUCUUCAAUCACUUGUAAUUUGGGACUGCCCUAAUUUGAAAUCAUUGCCAGAAGGAAUCGGUGCCCUUACCUCUUUGCAAACACUAAGUAUUUACAGAUGUCCCAUCUUACUGAAAAGAUGCAAGAAGCAAAUCGGGGAAGAUUGGCAUAAAAUUUCUCACAUUCCCAAUUUGGAAGUCAGAUGAAGAAGAACCACAAAAACCUGAUCAUAAGAAUUGGGACUUAAUUAAAGCUUUUGGGUGCUGCAAUUGUUCAACAACUCAACAACUCACUCACCGAGUCAAAAUUGGAGAAUUGAACCGGGUAACCAUGGCAUAGGAAUCAGCUCAUUCUACAGAAAUAUUCCAGUCAAGAUGAUUCCUUUUUUUUGAAGCUAUUUUUUCUACGGAUAGUAGAAGUGGAAGGGAAGGAACUCAAAGCCGCCAGUGCUGAACCCUUGCCUGACGGCCACCGCGGUCUCCGCAUCCAUGGCUGGGAGAUCGAAACUCACAAGCUCUCCAUUCUCAACUCCUCCAACCUCCGGCUUUAUGGGAUAUGCAGAAUAUAAUGACACCAGUUAAAGAGUUCACGGGGCAUACUAAAGGUGUAAUUGCAAUGGCGUGGUGUCCCAUUGACAGUUCUUAUUUGAUUACCUGUGCCAAAGAUAGUUGAACUAUUCGCUGGGAUACCGUUUCUGGAGAGAUUGUUUCUGAACUGCCUACUGGUACCAACUGGAAUUUUGAUGUACACUGGUAUCCAAAGAUACCUGGGGUUAUAUCAGCAUCUUCAUUUGAUGGAAAAAUUGGAAUUUAUAACAUUGAGGUAUAUACCAAUUAUAUUUUUAUAGAUCUGUCUAAAAGGUUCUGCUUUCUUUUGAGCCUUAUAACAAGUUGUAAGUUGGCAACAAUUAAAAUGGAAAAUAAUUGAGUAAAGUGAUGGAUCUUUUUAUGCAUAUUAUAUGCCAUUUUAUCAAUAACUGCAAUUUAGUACGAGUGCUUAAGAGAUGAGUGGGACAAAAGGGUGUAAGGGGGAUGGGUAGAGCCACACGGGAAUAUUGCAUUUACAAUUUUUGUGGCAUAUGGAUUCCAAUAUUGAUGAAUGACAACAUGAACAAAAAUAGAAUGGACAAUGAUUGCAUUUGUGCGAAUGUAGAGUUGGUGUUAAUUGGGGAUUAGAUUAAGGGAUGGUGUGGGAAGUGCAAAGAAAUUUUAUUUAAAAUUUGGUCUUAUUUAAUUUUGGAGUCAAUUGAAUAUUUAUUGGAUAAUUGCAUUUUAUUUUAGGUCUUAGUAGUUAAUCAGUAUCAUUAGUAGCUUUAUUUUAUA
This is a messenger RNA of Quercus lobata, 5258 nucleotides long. RefSeq names its product putative disease resistance protein RGA3. Bases 69 to 4142 code for a protein of 1357 amino acids. NCBI's taxonomy places the organism in Eukaryota, Viridiplantae, Streptophyta, Magnoliopsida, Fagales, Fagaceae. Gene Ontology annotation, molecular function: ADP binding. The record is from RefSeq and is a predicted model, not a curated record. The transcript has 7 exons.